CAUCAGCAACUCGCCUCUCAACUCUCAGACCCUCACUAGAUUCCUCUCUCUCUGUCUCUCUCUCUAAAUCUCUGUUCAAGUUUCUCUCUCUACAAAUGGCCCGAUUCAGCGGCGUCGUUUUGGUCCUAACGGCUUCCCUCUUGCUGGCCUCGACGGGGGCGCAAUCCCCUGCAUCGUCUCCGGCCAAGUCUCCUGCGCUUUCUCCCAAACAAGCUCCCGCCGCUCCUUCUCCGUCGAGCACUCCACCUAUGGCCGCCGCUCCUUCUCCUUCGAGCACUCCACCUACGGCCGCCGCUCCUUCUCCAUCGAGCAUUGCACCAUCGGCUUCGCCUUCCUCAUCUCCCGUCGCCGACUCCCCACCUUCUCUCCCAUCGUCGUCCCCGGCGACUGUUCCCUCUUCAGUUUCUGGAUCUCCCUCCGAGGCUCCAGUUCCUGCCAAUGGUGCCGUUUUGAAUCAGUUCUCCGCCGCCGGAGCUCUAGCCGUUGGGGUUUUCGCUGCAGUCAUUGUUAUGUAGAGUGGGGGUGUUUAAGACUUUUGGUUGUCAAUUUAUUAUUUUGUGUGGAUUCAUUUAUUCUUUUAUAUUUCAUAGUUUUAAAUUUGUAACACUGUUAUAUGGAAUACAAAGAGACAUUUU
Messenger RNA from Malus domestica (apple), 635 nucleotides. The record is from RefSeq and is a predicted model, not a curated record. NCBI's taxonomy places the organism in Eukaryota, Viridiplantae, Streptophyta, Magnoliopsida, Rosales, Rosaceae.